Messenger RNA from Achroia grisella, 2699 nucleotides. It is a transcript of the gene Shaw, whose product is annotated as potassium voltage-gated channel protein Shaw. Gene Ontology annotation, molecular function: protein binding; delayed rectifier potassium channel activity. The coding region runs from base 117 to 1988 and encodes 623 amino acids. The transcript has 8 exons. The record is from RefSeq and is a predicted model, not a curated record. Gene Ontology annotation, biological process: protein homooligomerization; potassium ion transmembrane transport. Gene Ontology annotation, cellular component: neuronal cell body membrane; axon; dendrite membrane. Lineage: Eukaryota; Metazoa; Arthropoda; Insecta; Lepidoptera; Pyralidae.
UUCAGUAGACUUGAGGGCGACUACAUUGCGGUAAUGUGGAGGAGAGGACAAAGCCGGUCGCCGUAGUAGUAGUGUUUAGUAUUCUCCACAUUGGUAGGGGAACAGUUUAAGUAAAAAUGAAUCUCCUCAAUAUGGACGCGGAGAACCGCGUGGUUCUUAAUGUGGGAGGUAUUCGCCACGAGACGUACAAGGCAACGCUGAAGAAGAUCCCCGCGACGCGGCUGUCCAGACUGACGGAGGCCCUUGCGAAUUACGACCCAGUGCUGAACGAGUACUUCUUCGACCGACACCCGGGCGUGUUCGCACAAGUCCUCAAUUACUACAGAACGGGCAAGCUCCAUUACCCGACAGACGUCUGCGGACCUCUGUUUGAGGAGGAGCUGGAGUUCUGGGGUCUCGACGCCAACCAGGUGGAGCCGUGCUGCUGGAUGACCUACACGCAGCAUCGGGACACCCAAGAGACCCUGGCAGUGUUGGACCGCCUGGACUUGGAUACCGAGAAGCCGUCGGACGAAGAAGUAGCGAGGAAGUUUGGUUUCGAGGAGGACUAUUAUAAAGGAACUGUGUCUUGGUGGCAGCAGUUGAAACCACAAAUGUGGUCGUUGUUCGACGAGCCGUACAGUUCUAAUGCCGCUAAGAUAAUCGGGGUGAUAUCAGUGUUUUUUAUAUGUGUGUCCAUAAUCUCGUUUUGCUUAAAAACUCAUCCGGAUAUGAGAGUGCCAGUGAUAAGAAACUAUACAGUGACGACGGCGAACCAAACGCAGAGUUGGGCGUUGGACAAAGUACAAACAAACGCUCACAUUGCGUUCUUCUACAUUGAAUGUGUGUGCAACGCGUGGUUCACAUUAGAGAUCUUAGUGAGAUUCAUAUCAUCGCCAAAUAAGUGCGAAUUCAUUAAGUCCUCAGUCAACAUCAUCGAUUAUAUAGCUACAAUGAGUUUCUAUAUCGAUUUAAUACUUCAAAAGUACGCGUCUCACGUGGAGAACGCAGACAUCUUAGAAUUCUUUUCAAUCAUUAGGAUAAUGAGGCUUUUCAAGCUAACGAGACAUUCGUCUGGUCUGAAGAUUCUUAUUCAGACGUUCAGAGCGUCAGCCAAAGAAUUGACUCUACUGGUGUUUUUCUUAGUGCUCGGUAUUGUUAUAUUCGCCAGUUUGGUGUAUUACGCUGAGAGGAUACAGACCAAUCCUCAUAAUGACUUUAACAGUAUACCAUUAGGACUGUGGUGGGCGUUGGUUACCAUGACUACUGUAGGUUACGGGGAUAUGGCGCCGAAGACCUACGUGGGCAUGUUUGUUGGAGCGCUAUGUGCAUUAGCUGGUGUGCUGACGAUAGCUCUGCCAGUGCCGGUCAUAGUAUCCAACUUUGCGAUGUACUAUUCACACACGCAAGCGAGGGCAAAAUUGCCCAAGAAGAGGCGAAGAGUCAUAAACGUCGAACCAGCGAGGCCACCGAUGCGUGCUCCAGGAGUUCCUGGUGCUCCUGGAGGAGGAGGACCCAUGGCACCCGGUAUGGGAGCCCAAGCGGUCAAUCGUAGAAUGAACGCUAUUAAAACUAAUCAUCCCAAAGAUAUGAUGGGACCUAACAUGGUUGCCACCUUGAUGCCAGGGAUGGACUUGUCAGUAACUACUCGUCUCUCUCCUAACCCUCGCGAUAUGAGUCCGGCUCUAGCUAUAGCGUUACCAAUGAUGAAAUCGGUUAACAUUGUGCCAGCGCAAUGUUUUGACAACAUGGCGUUCCACGCUGAGAAAACUGAAGACAAAAAAAGGGAUAACGAUAAAAAUAGCAGAAAUACUAGCCGACAGGAAUCCAUGGAAAGCGAUAAUACAGUGAGAGUGAACAAUUAUAAAAAUGAAAUUUAUAUAGAUAAGAAUGAAGAGAAAACAGAUGCCAGGACUCCGUUGUUACGAGAUCAUAAAAUCGAAUCGCUUGAUGAGAACAAAAUGCGUGAAAACAAAGCAGAGAAGAGAAAAUCUUCAGCUUCUACAUAACAAUAACUUCUAAUGUAUUAUUAAUUAAAAAUUAACGCUACUGCAAAAUUAAACAUAAUGUCAAUGAGACCAAUAGUAAGUACUAAGAAUGAUUUCAAAUCUCAUGAUCAUUCGAUGUUUUUCUCCUUAAGCGAAGUAUACUGGAAUGUUCUAACAUGUUAUGAAAGGUUUAUAAGGCAAAUUAGUUCAGUAUUUCAAAUAUAUUAAAAAAAAAGUAUUAUGGUCAUCACCAUACUAUAACUUGUCUGAGUAUGUAUUUGAAAAAUUGGAAUUUCAGUUUCUAUUAGAACUAAAUAAAUACCAACUACUACAAGUAAGAUAAGACCUUCCAAAACUUUGUAAAGAAUUGGUGAUAACAAAUAAAUAUAUGCAAGAAAUGCGAGCUAUCAUAACAUUCUUCUGUAAGAUAUUUGAAAUAUUGUUCUAAUUUUAAUUAAGUGUAUAAUUUGCAAAUGUAAUAACUUCACAAGUUACGUGGACAUGUGCGAGAAAUGCCUUGAAUUAGCAAUGCUAUGAUUUAUUAAAGGAUUAUAAUAUAUUCGAUAAUUUCGUCUUAUAGGAAAGAUCAGCAUUUGAAGGCCGUGAUAGAUAUAAGGUAGUAACAAGUGUUUAAAGCACUUAUUUUACACAUAUAACGUUAAUAAUAGUUGCCUAUCACAAACUAGUGAAUUGAAUGUAAGCAACAUUCACCGCUUUAAGUAGAAAUUACUA